Messenger RNA from Striga hermonthica, 663 nucleotides. The record is from the annotation of a GenBank genome assembly. NCBI's taxonomy places the organism in Eukaryota, Viridiplantae, Streptophyta, Magnoliopsida, Lamiales, Orobanchaceae.
AUGAAAACCCCCCAAAAGCUCAAUCGCAGCACAUUUCUCAGCCUAUUACUCCUCGCCGUCUUCCGGGCCGAAGCCACCUCCGAUUCCGGCCGGGCCUGUGACGCUUUAGCUUCCUACUACCUAUGGGACAGCGCUACCCUGUCCUUCAUAUCCACAGUCCUCUCGACCACAAUUGACGAAAUCCUCAGCUACAACACCCAAAUCACAGACCCAGACCUCAUCAGCGCCGGCUCCCGGCUGCGCGUGCCCUUCUCGUGCGGCCCGGUGGACGGGCUUUCCGCCGGUCGGUUCAUCUACCGCGUCCGGUCCGCGAACGCCACCUACCAGAGGAUAGCGGGGCUAAUCUACUCGAACCUGACGACGGUUGAAAUGCUGACGAGAUUCAACAGCUACGCGCCGGGGAGCAUCCCGGCCGGCGCCCGGCUGAAUGUGACCGUGAGGUGCUCGUGUGGGGACAGCCACGUGUCGAAAGAUUACGGGCUUUUCGUUACGUAUCCUUUGAGGCCCGGCGAAAGUUUAUCGGGAAUUGCGAGUUGGACCGGGCUUUCGGAGAAGUUGCUGCAGGGUUAUAAUCCGGGCGUGGACUUUGGCAGUGGGAGUGGUUUGGUUUUUAUUCCGGAGAGAGAUAGUAAUGGGACUUAUCCUCCACUGUUAACAAGGUAG